This is a messenger RNA of Fusarium mangiferae, 534 nucleotides long. RefSeq lists its product as uncharacterized. Bases 1 to 534 code for a protein of 177 amino acids. Lineage: Eukaryota; Fungi; Ascomycota; Sordariomycetes; Hypocreales; Nectriaceae. The record is from RefSeq and is a predicted model, not a curated record. The transcript has a single exon.
AUGAUUCCGGCCAGCAUGAGACCAGAAAAGAAAGCAGCCAUGGGAAGAAUCAGGUACAAUACCGACAAGGGCUACUUCUUAGUAUCGGAACCAUGGCGUUUUGGUCUACAUAGGACAUAUAUGUUCUCAGGCUCGCGCUAUGCUACUUACAAGAAGGCAUUUACGGAUAAUCAAGGGAAAACACUGAUAGCAGAUGACGACACAGGCGAGAAUGAUGAACCUCUUAAGAUCUGGAAGAUUGUGAUUGAGGAUAUUGCAGUCUUGAAAAAGGCGGGGAGAAUCUAUCGCGUCCUCGUUACUUGGCGCGAUAACGAAGAUCCCAACAGGGAACUUCCAAAGCUCUCCAAUAUAACUAGCAUGAGGCAGAGAUUUGGACAAGCUACAAACCAGCGACUAGCGUUUGAGCAGAAGAUACGAGGGCUGGAACCAGAUUGGGCAUUGCCAAAAGCGAUUGAAGAUCAUGAAGAUGCAAAGGCACUGUUUGUCCGUGAGCAUACGCCUGCAUUGAUACGAGCGGGAUCGUGUCUGCCAUAG